Messenger RNA from Laetiporus sulphureus 93-53, 593 nucleotides. RefSeq lists its product as uncharacterized. The transcript is spliced from 4 exons. Bases 80 to 472 code for a protein of 130 amino acids. The record is from RefSeq and is a predicted model, not a curated record. NCBI's taxonomy places the organism in Eukaryota, Fungi, Basidiomycota, Agaricomycetes, Polyporales, Laetiporaceae.
CUGGGUGACGUGCGUCGACGCGAUCAUCGCGUCCGCACUCUGCUACCUCCUGCGGCGCUGCCGCACGGGCUAUUCGAAGAUGGACUCGACGAUUUCGGUGCUGAUGCUGUUCACGGUGAACACCGGCAUCCUCACUAUGCUAUGCUCGUUGACGGCGACGACAAUGUUGGCAGUGCUCCCGCAUGUGUUCGCGGCGAUAAGCAUCAAUUUUAUCGCCGCGCACCGUGAGUGCCCCUCCCACCGACAAAGCUCACGCAUGCAUCGACUGACAUUCAUCGUCGGCUGUCGCAGUCUACGUGAACUCGUUUAUGGCCAUGUACGAUUCCCGUGGGGUAUGGCUGAAUGGCAUCGCCUAUUCAGACAAUAUUGCGUUGUCAGGUUCAAUGCGCGCAAUGGCCUGAGGAGUAACUCGUUCGCAAAGAAACGCGCAAUAACUGGCGCUCGAGCAGAGGGCACACAUAUAUUGGUUUGACGGCGCAUCGACGCGUCUUGCUCUGGUGUCGAGAGUCUUGCACGAUAACCCCCAUAUAAUGGCGACAUUCUGUAGAAGGGCGUGCUCUCAAGGAGGAAUCACAUAAUGAGACCCGCGUGAG